Mercurialis annua (annual mercury) is the source of this 638-nucleotide messenger RNA. Its product is annotated as auxin-responsive protein SAUR21-like. Gene Ontology annotation, biological process: response to auxin. Bases 199 to 492 code for a protein of 97 amino acids. Lineage: Eukaryota; Viridiplantae; Streptophyta; Magnoliopsida; Malpighiales; Euphorbiaceae. The transcript has a single exon. The record is from RefSeq and is a predicted model, not a curated record.
GACAAAAGCAUGUGGUAAUGCAGCGUAUUUGUCUCUUGGAAAACCCCACUCAAAGGCCUAUAUUUCACACACCAAAUCAGCUAUAUAUAUGCAAAAAUGUUAGUCCAUAGCCAAAUCAAAACUUGAACAUAAUUUUUUUUCAAACACAUUGUUUGAAGAUCGAAGCAAUUUAAGAAAAAAAUACUCAAAAACAAGAUUAUGGCUGUUCUUUCACGCAGCGUUAUGCAUGCAAGGUGGCUUCUUUGCAGAUCAAGUUUGCUUGCAAGCCAAGAAACUUCUUCGGUUCCUAAAGGGUUCUUCGCGGUGUAUGUUGGAGAGAGUAAAAAGAAGCGAUUUGUAGUACCGAUUUCAAUCUUGAAUCAGCCUUCGUUUCAAGAUUUGUUGAGAAAGGCUGAGGAAGAAUUUGGAUUUAAUCAUCCGAUGGGCGGUCUUACUCUUCCUUGCAGAGAAGAAAUCUUCAUUAACACUAUUUCAAGGUUGAACUCAAUUUAACAAAUUAGCAUCAACAAUUUUGUGACAUUUUUGUACAUUGUUUACAUGUAGUUAGAUUUCAGAUUGGGAGGUCAAUGUUGAUUUGUCCACCUGUACGAAAAAUUAAUAAUAGAAAAGCUGAGCAACUAAUAGUUCAAUUUCAAAAA